AUGAGAAUCUUGAAAUUAAAAAGUGAAAAAAAAAAAAAAGAAAAAUCUAAGGAAACUAAAAUAGAUUACCAAAAAUGUAUUAAAAAAACAAAAAUAAAGAAUAAAAAAAUUGAAAAAGAAAAUGAAUUUGAUAUUUCUAUAUUUAUGAAAACAAAUCAUGCUUCAAAUAAAAUACGUCAGUUAAAUUAUGCAAAAUUAAUUAAAUCAAUAAGGAAAAAUAAAAAUAUAAUUCAUAAUCAUAUAGAAAAAAUUAUAGAAAUAUACGGAAUUGGUAUUAUAGAUGAAGAUAAAAAUAUAAGAAAUUAUUCUUCUAAAAUAUUUUAUCAUUUAUUAAAUAAUGUCAAUUAUGAUGUAUUUUUUGGUAAAAUUAAAACAUCUUUAUUUCAUUCAUUAAAAAUAGAAAAACCUUCUUUAAAAGUUUUAAAUUUAGAAUUGUGUCAUCACUUUUUUUUUGAAAAAAUUAGAUAUUGUAAUAACUUCUUCUAUGAAUUUUUAAAUAAUGUUUUAGAAUGUUUCCUAUCUCUUUCGAUUGAGAAUCAAACAAAAAGUAUAAAAUAUAUUUUUUUGUUAUUUAAGUAUAAGGUUAAAUAUAAAAGAGAUAUUUUAAUAGACGGAAAGGAAGAGAAAUCUAGGUAUAUCAAUGAGAAUGAAAUUAAAAGCAGUUUUAAAAAAGAUAAAUAUGUAAAUAAGAAAAUUAUUAAUGAAGGGGAUUUUACUGGUUCAAUAAAUAUGAAAGAAGAUACAGAAAGAAAUUUUAUGAAUAAUGAAGAAAAUAUAGACAAUAGUGAUGAUUAUCAAAAAAUAAUUCAUAAUAAUAUGUUAAAUAGUUACAAUGAUAAUUUUUUAAUUAAAAAGGAUAUUAAAAUUACUGUUGAAAAACAUACUAAAAUAGUAAUUUAUACCAAACUAUUUAAAUGCUUAUAUAAUUUCAUGGAUGAAGUAAUUUAUAACUCAAUUAAUGUUGAUUUUGUACAUUUAUAUAAAAAAAUAAUAAAAACUAUAAUUUUUGUAAUAAAAAAAAAAAUUUUUUUAAAAACAGAAAUGAUUUUGUUAAUUAACAAAUUUAUAAAAAGAUCAAUUAAAUUAAUAAACGAGAAUUUGUUACAUUUAAAAAAUUGGAAAAUUUUGAAUUUAAUUUAUUAUCUUAUUGUAUUAGUUGUACUUUUAUGCUUAAAAGAAAUAAAAUUUGUUCAAAUUGAAAAAAAAAAAUUACACAUGAAUCUUUUACUUUUAUUAAAAUAUUGUUUUACAAUUUACUACUACAUCCUUGUGAAAUUUGAAUUUUUUACAAUAAAAUUUAAAAGAAAAGAAAUAAAAGAAAAAAAUGAUAUAAUAAAUGAAAAUAAGAAAACACACAUAUUAAAUGACAUUAAUAGUGAUACUGAAUAUGGUGAAACAAAGUACAACAGUAAUAACUACAGUGAUAAUAAUAAUAACAGAAAUAAUAAUAAUAAUAAUAAUAAUGAAAAUAAAAAUUACAUAAAAUAUGCAAAAAAAUAUUUUAAUAUAUUAAUAUAUUUUUAUCAAAUUUAUAUAAAUAAAAGAAAUAAAAGAAGUUUUUUAAAUAUUAAUAUAUCAACUGGAAUAUUGAAUUCACAAAAUUCAGAAAUUGACGAAAAGGAUAAUUCUAUACAAAAUAUAAUAAAUUUAAUUGAAAAUAAUAAAAAUAUUUUUUUUAAUAAUGAAACAAAAAUUAUUAAUAACAUUAUUUUAAAAUAUUUGAAAAAUUUUUCUGAAAAAAGUAUAGAAGAAAUAAUUUAUUUUUGUUAUUAUAUAAUUAUUCUUGUACAAAAUAGAAAUGAUCAAGAUGGCAAUAAUGAAAAAUUUUUCAUUGAAAAGUUACUUUUUACAAAAAAAAUGAAUAAAACUAAUAAAAAUAAUAUGAAUGUAUUAUUAUUAUUUCAGUUCCUAACCAUUCCUUUUGUCUUUUUAUUUCUUAUAGAUUCCAAUAACUUUAUAAAUAAUAAUUUUUUCAAUAAUUUUUAUAAAUCUUUUAAUGAAGAAAAAAAGAAUAUAAUGGAUACCAUUUUCUUUUUACAAAAUGAAGAAUCCAUUAAUAUAAUUACCAACAGAACAUUUGAUAAUUUUAUAAAUAAUAUACUAUUUUUUUUGUAUAAUUAUAAUGAGGAAUUUUUUGUGAAUAAUUUCUUAUUCUUCUUUUGCCAUUUAAAUAAUAAUAACAAAGUAAAAAAAAUUUAUACUAAUUUUAGAAAUGAAGAAAACAGAAAUGAAUUACAUAGUCUUUUAAGAUCGGAUAUUAGAAAUGAUUUAUACAAAAGAAUAAAUGAAACAAAAAAAAAUUUAAUUCAUUUCUUUUUGAAUCAAAAUAAUUUUAAUAUAUUAUCUUUUGAAAUAAUUAAAAAUUUAUAUUUUUUAUAUGAGCAUAAUAACUCUAAACUUUUACUAUUUAUUUAUUAUAUAAUUAUCAAGUUCAGUUUUUUUAAAUCAAAGAACGAUUUAUUAGAGAAGGAAGUGAUGAUUAUUCUUCAUAAGAUAUUUUCUGCAAAAAAAAGAGAUUCUUAUAAAAUUAAAGAUAAAAUUAGGAAUAUUAAAAAUACAAAUAAUGAUUAUAUUGAAAUAUGUAAAAAAAAAUGUAUGUUCAUUAUAAAUAAUGAAUAUUUAUAUAAAGAUGAUUUUUUAUUCUUUUUUUUAAAAUUAAAUAUACAGGAAACAUAUAUUAUUUAUGAAAAUCAUGUUCAUUCAUUAAUUAAUUUGAAAUCAUUAAUGAAUAAUAGUAAUGAUGAUAAUGUAUACAAAUGGGAUAAAAUAAAAUGUAACAAUAUUAUUUUGAUUAUAAAAAAAAUUUCUUAUAUUAUUUCAAAUAUAAAAAUAUUUAUUUUAAAAAAUAAUAAAAGUGUUAAUAAUAAUUACAUAUUAAUUAAUUACUUAUUAAGAAUUUUUAAGGAAGUAAAAUUAAAUGAUAGUUCAAACGACAACAUAUUUAUAUUAAUUAAAAUAAUUUUAUUAUUUUAUUUUACUUCCUUUUAUUUAUCUGAAUCCCUUUUUUUAAAAAUUGAUAACAUUUGUGAGGAAAAAGUAGAAGAUGAUAAAUGUGAGAUAAGUUUAAAGAGAAAAAUAGAUAAUAAAAAUAUCGUAAAUUUUAUACCAAGUAAAAAAAAAAUGAAAAAGAGAAAGAUUAAUGUAGUAUCCGUGAAUAAAAAUAAUGAAGAGAAAAUAGAUGAAAACAAUUUAAAAAUGAAUAUAAAUAUAUUUUCAAAAGAAGAAAAAGUAGAAAAACGAACCAUUUUUUAUAGUGAUAUUUUUUAUAAUAAAAUUGAUAUAUUAAUUCUCAUCUCAUUUUUGAAAAAGUCUUUCAAUAACUUUGUUAAUAUAAAAAAAAAUAGUAAAAUAAAUAAUUUAGAAUAUAUAUUACCAUACUUUUUUUCUAGAAAAAUUUUCAGUUUAUUUUUAGAAAGAGAAUUUUUCUACUUAUCUUUAAUUAAUAAAAACUUAGAAAACAUAAAGUGUGUUAAUAAUAGUUAUGAUAUAAGAACACACAAAUACGUUCAAGAAAUGUUAGAUGAGUUUGAAAAUAAUAUAAAAUUUGUUAGUUUUGAAAAAUUAAUUAAUUUGCCUGUAAGAACAAUUAUAAAAUUAUUUUGCAUUUCUAUUUUUAAAAUGGCAGCUAAUAAAAAUAUUUUGUAUGUAACAUUUUCAAAUAAUUUACAAAAUUUACCAAGAGAAUAUUUUUAUCACUUAAAUUUUUUUUUAUAUUUUUAUUAUUUUAUAUCUUUUUUAAUUAAAAAAAUUUGUAAUUUUGCCAAGGAUUCUUUUUCUUUUUCAAAUUAUUAUUCCAUAUCUUUUUUAAUAGAUACCAUUUUAUGUUCAUACUGUAUUAAAGAAGAAGUAGAAAAAGUUAUGGUUUUGUUUGAAAGAGAAGAAAUAUAUGUAAAAACAAAAAAGAAAUUAAAAAAAUUAAAUAAAAAAUUAAAUAAUGUUAUUGAUAAUAUUUCGAAAUAUGAAAAUAAAAAUUUUUUCCCCAAUACAGAAUUUAUAAAAAAUUAUUUUUAA
Molecule: messenger RNA, 4011 nt
Organism: Plasmodium gallinaceum
Lineage: Eukaryota; Apicomplexa; Aconoidasida; Haemosporida; Plasmodiidae
Product: conserved Plasmodium protein, unknown function
Exons: 2
Coding region: 1-4011 (1336 amino acids)
Source: RefSeq, a predicted model, not a curated record